This is a messenger RNA of Closterium sp. NIES-67, 2845 nucleotides long. The record is from the annotation of a GenBank genome assembly. Lineage: Eukaryota; Viridiplantae; Streptophyta; Zygnematophyceae; Desmidiales; Closteriaceae.
GUCUUUCCUGUCAAUUUCCUUCCUGCCUCCUCCAUCGUGCCUUCUGCCCAUGCGCUGCGCACGGACUAAUUUUCCAUGCUUCAAUCUUGUCCAAGCCUCUCUUGUCGUGUCAGACUCUUGACCCAUGGCAUGCCACUACUGUUCACUAGUAGCGGAGAGAUCGCACCAGAGCACGUGCGCACGAAUUCUUGACUCAGCCGAGUCAGCAGCAUCUCGCAGCGCAACUUCCAAGUCUUCCGCGUUUUAUUGCCGCCGACGUUACCCCGCGGCUACUCCUAGCCUCACGUGUCUUCGGCUGAGUAUGUUUGCCAUAAACAGCAGCACAUCGGGCGUCUCCUCCCCUGGUCUCAUCAUGGAUAGAGCCUCCAAGUUUCUUGUCUCGGUGUCACUAGUACUUCCGUCGUCGCUACGUCAGAACCCUCGGCAAACUUCCUGCAAAACCGAGCCUUUUCGAGUUAGUACUACCAACGACCCUUCCGAGCAGCCAUCGCUACUACCACUAACCCGCCUCAGGCUGUCGUGCCGCGGUUUCGCCGCGUCCCAACCGCCGCCAUGGCGACUCCGACUCAUUGCCUCUCCGCGUCGCGCCUCUUUCUCCUGCUCGUCCUCUCCUCCGCCAUUUACGGCGCGUCCGCCGGACGCGGGUCCCCGCUGAACAACCUCUUCCGCCCCAUCGCGGAAUUAAUCACGCGUCACCCCCGAGCGCGCGGAAAUCCGGUCCCGCGCUGGCGCAACCCGCACAGUGUCCCCUCGCAGCUCAUCAAGGUCCUCCCGCACGCCGCGCAGUCCGCCGCCGACGCCAUGAGCGCACUCAGCGGCGCGACUGACGACUCGGCCAGCGGCAGCCGCGGCAGCGCGUCCGGCGGCGGCCGCGGCCGCGUCAGGACGUUCGCGAAGCCCGGCGGCGGUGGCGGCUCGAAGACGUACUUCAACGUAAUCGAAGUCACCAAGCCCCUGCCCCGGCCCACGGGGUCCGCGCUCUGCGGCAGCGCGACGCCGCUCGUGGACGCGCCGUUCGGCAGCACCUACGGGUCCCCGGCGACUGCGGGCAGCUACGUCAUUCCCGCCGCGUGCGCUGGCGAGUGGUCCAUGGCGGUGAUGAACGUGAGUGUGCUUGUGAAAGGCGUGCAGUUCGACCGCCGCAUGUCCGUCUUCAUUGGCGACCUCGAGGUCUCGCGCUCCAUCACGGCCGAGCCUCUGGGCACGUCAGUGAAGUACUCUUUUGAGCGGGACCUCACGCCGCUCGCGCUUGCCGUCAGGACGAACAACGAGCUAUCAGUUUACCUUGAGAACGUGGUUGACCGCACUUACACAGGCAUAUUCUACGUGACCGUCUCUCUGCUCUUCUACACAGGAGGAGCAGUGCCCGCCUCCCCGCCCUCCGCCAUUCUCCCCUGGUACUCCCCCGGCGUCCUCUCGCGCUACUUCAACAUCACGGGCGGCGCUGUUCUCUCCGCCUCCUCUGCACUCGCGGGCUUUCCCCCCAACACUGUGCGCGCGCGCUUUGACCUGCUCAUGUCCCUGCACGCGGCGGACGAGUUCUACCAGUUCAACUACCCCGACUCAGCCACCUUCCAGCCGGAGGGGGGGCCCUUCCGCGAGCUGGUGCUGCAGAUCGACGGCAUAUUCGCCGGCUCCGUGUUCCCCGCGCCCGUCUUCUACACGGGCGCCGUGCACCCGCUCAUGUGGUCGCCGCUCGUCGGCAACGGCAACUUCCACAUCCCCGUCUACUCCUUUGACCUCUCGCCCUUCGCCGCGCUGCUGUCCGACGGCAGCUCGCACACCUUCACUGUGGCGAUUCCCAAGGCCGUGCUGAACAGUAACUGGUACUUCACUGGGAGUGUGCAUCUGUGGACGGAUGCCGGUGUGGCUAGCACUGCUGGACCUGCACCCACUGUCACGGGUGGUGACCUGGUAACGCCCAUCACAGAGACUGCUACCGGAGAAUCCGGCACGAACGGAGUGUUCGGCACGACAGCAGCACGUGACUACACCAUCACAGGCACAGUCACCACUGCAGCCGGUGCUGUGGAAACCGUGGUCACCGGCUCUCUUGCCUUUGAUGCCACGGUCACAUCGGCUAGCAACCAGUGGGUGCAGGUGUGGCGCCAGAACAUCCUUUCUGCCAUUACCGUUACACGGUCCGUUCCAGGGGACACGGCUACAGUCGCAUCGAUGACGGUUGAUCAGUUCAUCUUCCCUCUGUUCAUGAACCAGACUCGUCUUGAUGCCGCUGGCUCCGUGUAUUUCCUCACCAACAACACCUUCAACUUCUAUCAGCCCAUGGACGCCUCUCCCUCGGCCGCCACCCAGACGUACCUUCACAACGAGAGGAUCGCCGGGUUCAAGGAAACGUACACUGCUGCGGGCGCGCUCAGGAGCCGCACCAUCUACUCCAACCAUAUGUACGAGCUCGACAGCACCACCGGGGGUGGCUGCUAUCUGAGGAAGGUGGUGGCCCAGCCCCCCCCAGCAGGGAUCCAGUCGGAUAUGGUGUCCACGGUCUGCUAGAUUGGAGAGUGAGAGGGCAGUGGAGGGGCAGUGGAAGGGCGUGGAUGGGCAGGGGUCUGGGGAUGGAACCAGCUUUGAGGCGCUUCAAAAGAGGGAUCCAGUAUGGCGUGGUGUCUACGGUGUGCUAGGUAGGACGAUGGAAGGCCACUGAGGGCAGGGGGUGGGUUAAAACUAGGAGUCUGUCGUGUGUGGUGUCUACUACUGUGCUAGGUUGGACUGGAAGGACACGCUUUCCUUGGUGUUAGAGUUCAUACAUAUUUGUGUUAGGUGCAUAUUAACUAUAGCCUAGCUAUGUGCAGUUUACAACACCUAAAUGCCCUUGUCCAUGCCCUUG